CUCUUACACUAUCGAUUUGUGGCAGCACAAUCUGCACGAUCAGCUCUAGAAAUUCUCGGGACAUAUAAACAGUUGUUUUUAAUAGUGAUCAAGCUUCGGAGUGCUACUUUUUCACUUACAAAUCGCUCGCGAAUACUUCUGAGAAUUUAAUAUAGUUAUAAAAUGUCGACCCGAGAAGGAGGUAAGAAGAAGCCUUUGAAGGCCCCGAAGAAGGAAAGCAAAGUUUUAGAUGAUGAAGACAUUGCAUUCAAGCAGAAACAGAAAGAACAACAAAAGGCACUAGCGGAAGCAGCAAAGAAAGCCAGUCAAAAAGGUCCUCUAGUCACUGGUGGUAUAAAAAAAUCUGGGAAAAAAUGAUCAUGUUAUAAUGGAUGAAAUUUGCAAUUUAUCUUUUAUAUUAUACUUUGAUUGUAACAAUAAUUUGUAAAAGUGAUUUACUAUUAUAUGAGAAAAACCUUUUUAUAUGCUUCUUCAUUUCAAUGAAUUCUUUAAACUUGUAAAUAAAAGCCAUAUUUCAUUGUA
Molecule: messenger RNA, 522 nt
Organism: Dinoponera quadriceps
Lineage: Eukaryota; Metazoa; Arthropoda; Insecta; Hymenoptera; Formicidae
Product: translation machinery-associated protein 7 homolog
Exons: 2
Coding region: 163-357 (64 amino acids)
Source: RefSeq, a predicted model, not a curated record